Molecule: messenger RNA, 4043 nt
Organism: Panicum virgatum (switchgrass)
Lineage: Eukaryota; Viridiplantae; Streptophyta; Magnoliopsida; Poales; Poaceae
Product: disease resistance protein RGA2-like
Exons: 3
Coding region: 78-3827 (1249 amino acids)
Biological process (GO): defense response to other organism
Molecular function (GO): ADP binding
Source: RefSeq, a predicted model, not a curated record
AGGCCCUCCUCACGUUGACUUCUCUUUCUCCCUUCUCCCGUCCAGUGGACUAGAUUUUUCCUUCUCAGAUCCCCCACAUGGCGGCAGAAGAUUGGCGUAUCUCUGAAGGAAAAAUGGCGGCGGCGGGUGCAGUCUCGUUGGUGGACGAAGCCUGGCGCUAUGGUGCUGUCUCGGUUCCUCACAAGAACAUGCUGUUGGAGAAGAUCGGAAACCUCCAAGCAGAUCUGGAUCGGAUUGAGUGUCGGCUUAUCGAGGGGGACUUCCAUUUCGAUCACAGAAUUCGCUGCUUGUUUGAGGAUGUGAAGCGUGGUACCGUGAUGUUCAGGGACGCUGUUGUUGUGGUGGAUAACGCCAUCCACAUCCACUACCACAGGUUGGAGGAAGAGGUUGGUAAUCUCAUCUCCAAGUUUGUCAACAAUCUUGCACGAUUUGAUAUUCCAGGGAGCAGCCUGAAAAGGCUGAGGAAUACUCUCGGCACGUUACAAGAAUAUCUGGAUGAUUCUAAUUUCUUUGUUUCCGCUGUGAGUGCCCUAGCUAGUGCUCCGUCAGAUGCUCCUGCCCCUAAAAUUUAUGUUGAGAACCCUAGUCAGCUAGCCACUGAUCCAGGUUUUUUUGGACGGCACUGUGAGAAAGAACGGUUAUUGCAGUGGUUGACGAAUGACACAGCUCAAGACAAUGCUGUCUCUGUUUGUGCGGUGGUCGGGAUGGCUGGAAUGGGGAAAAGUACACUUGCUAAUAUAGUCUGUCAAGACCCGAGGGUGUCCACUAAAUUUCAAGCUGUUGUGUGGGUGCCCGUGUCUGUUGAUUUUAACAUAGAAGCAAUGGUAAAAGUUAUACUGGAGUCAAUUACUGGUAGACCACCUGCAUACUCUAGCAUGUUCCUUCUGCAGAAGUCUCUUACAGAAACUCUCAGAUAUAGAAAGGUUUUGGUAAUCCUAGAUAAUGUCUGGGAAGAUAACAGUGUUGAAAAAUGGCAAACAUUGGUGGAUCCUCUAAAGGUCUGCAAGAAAGGAAGCAGAGUCCUUCUGACGACUCGGAUGCAAUCAGUAGUGGAUAUGGCAUCUGCUGCUAUAGGAACUGCAGCUGAAUACCUGAAACUGGAUGACUUGGACGAAUAUGACAGUCUCAUGCUCCUCAAAAGCCGACUGCCUUCUCAGGUUGCUAAUAAUCUUAUGUUGAUUGCUGAACAGAUAUUGAAAAAGAUUGGUGGAUGCCCUCUAGUAAUAAAUCUUGUUGCUUCGUGGUUGGGGUCACAUAUGGAGACCCAUCAUUGGAUUGCAUUACUACAGAAAGGCUGGCAGCACAUUGAAGAAAAGAACAUCAUUAUUGAAUCUUUUAGAUUGAGCUACAAUCGCAUUCCUAACGAACUGCAAGCUUGUUUUAGUUAUUGUAGCUUAUUUACCAAAGGAUACAAAUUUAAUAAGGGAGAAUUGUCAAAAAUGUGGAGUGGUUCUGGAUUGAUACCUUUCAGCUCAUCAAAGCAAGAGAAUAUUGGCAUAGAGAAAACAAAACAUGUUAACAUGUUAAGUGCAGAGUAUGUUGGGGAAGAAUACUUUGAUACACUGGCAAGAAAAUCAUUCUUUUUCUGUAUGCUGGAAAAAGAUCCUUCUACUGGAGAUCAGAAUGAAUAUUAUGUUUUGCAUAGUCUAAUGCAUGAUUUUGCAAAACUUGUCUCUAGAUUGUAUUGCACAAGAAUGGACAAUCCUGGUUUUCCUUAUGUCUGUAGACACACCCAACACCUGUCUGUUUCGCAUGGCAGUAAUUUACGCAGAAUCAGUGUUUGUUUUAAAUUCUUACAUACCCUUAUCAUAACAAAUGAGUUUUGUCCUGAUGAAGAGACUGACCAUGUUCUUGGGAGUGUUCUGCAGUUAUUAAGACAGUUGCGUCUUCUAUACUUGGAUGUGCCAUCCUUGUUUCAUGCACUUGAUGGACUUAGCAAUCUAACUCAGCUCCGUUAUCUCCUUUUGUUUUCGUGUGACGAGUCGCAUCUGCACAAAGUCUUCAAACUCCAUCACCUUCAAGUGUUCAAGCUUAAGCACUUCACAGUUACAAAAGGAAACAGCAUUCAUAUGCAUAACUUACGUUGCUUGCGCUGUCUGGAUGUUCCUGAUAAUAUGUCUUCCAAGAUACAUCAAAUUGGGAAGUUAACUUCACUUCAGGAGUUACAUGGAUUUGACAUGGUGAAAAAUUAUUUUCAGAGGUCAAAAUCAUUGGGGGAUGUAAGAAGCCUUUUUCAACUCAGCCUCAGAAAUCUUCAAAAUGUCAGUGAUUGUGAAGAAGCUAUGGAGAUCAAACUAAAAGAUAAACAUCAUAUGGAGUUUUUGUCCAUGUCAUGGAACAAAGAUAUGAAAGAAAUAUUGGAUCACGAUGACCAAGUUAUUGAUAAUCUCGAACCAAACAAAGAAAUUCGGCGCCUGCAUAUUCAUGGAUACGAUGGAGUCAACCUUCCAUUUUGGAUUGAGAACUCAACGCUCAUCCACUUGGUGUCACUUGAGCUGGAAUACUGCAUGAAAUGGAAGAGCCUGCCCUCGCUUCAGGAGCUUAAUUCAUUAAAGCAUUUGAAGUUGGAGAAUCUUUUUCAAUUAGAAUACAUAGGUACAGAACCUGAGCUGCAACUUGAGACCGACGAAUCAGAGGAUGCUUGGUUGCCACCAUUUCUCAGUACUCUGAAAGUUCGAUGGUGUCCUAACCUCAAGCAACUUCCAGCUAUACCAUGUACCCUUGAGCUAUUAAUGAUAAAGCAUGUUCAUCUUGCAUCUCUCCCAAGAAUACAUCAGAGAUAUACUGGUGCCAGGUACUCACAAUCAGUAAAAUCUCAGCUUUCUUUUCUGCACAUUGAAAGUUGCCCACAUUUGACUUCCCUGAACAAAGGUCUCCUAGAGCAGCAGGAACAACUUCAUUCUCUUACAACAUUAUCUUUGAGACAUUGUGAAAGGCUACACCAUCUGCCAACAAGGGGUUUUGCAGAAUUACACCGCCUGACUUCACUAGAAGUAGUUGCAUGUCCUAUACUAAGGGAUGUUAACACCAGAGGCAGUCUGCUGCCUACCUCACUCAUGAACUUGGAUGUGAACCCCUGUGGUGAUACAGAAGCUUCCAUUCUCAUGGCGCUGCAGAACCUUAGUGCUCUCAGAAGAUUAACAUUGUUCAAUUGCAGCAAUAUAGAGGAAUUACCAUCAGUCAAAGUCUUCGGGACUCUGAACAAUCUCAUUGAUGUGUCAAUAUGUAGAUGCAAAAACUUGAUAUCCUUGGGUGCUAUUGGAGCAGUUGCCUCCCUGAGAAAGCUGUCAAUCCUAUGCUGUGAUAAGAUCAGUUUUUCACACUCACCACAGGAUGGCUGCUGCUUUAAGCUACAGAAACUCAGAAUUGACCGUCAAGCUCUGUUAUUGAUGGAGCCACUAAGGAGCCUCAGACACACCAAAGAGCUACAAAUUGGUGAUGAUUAUGCAAUGGAGUCCUUGCCCGAAGAAUGGUUGCUCCAGAAUGCUGCUUCUCUACAUUCCAUUGAAAUAGGAGUUGCCGAGGCUCUGCGCUCCCUGCCAUCUGAGAUGAAAAAGCUUGGAUCACUACAGAAUUUGCAUAUAGAAAGAGCCCAACUAAUUCAGUCACUCCCUCAACUCCCUGCCUCACUCCGCAAGCUGGCAAUCUGGGGCUGUAACACAUCGUUUCUGAAGCGUUAUGGAUCAGGUGGUGAAGACUGGGGCAAAAUUGCCCACAUUGCAGCUGUGGAUAUCAAGGCCUACUCUGAAGGGACGUACUAUGGUGAUGAUCAGAGUCAAGAUUUCAUCAAUAGCAACAGCAGUCGUCCAUUCAUCAUGAUAGACUGAAUACGGCACUGUUGAGUGGUGAAGCAUUUAUUCUGUACUUGUACUUCUAUCAGGACUCGUGAGACUGGAACAAAUAGUGGCUUUUAGGCAAAAGAGCAAAAAGAAACGUACUGGGAGUACUUGGCUAAUAAAACUGCCAGUUCUUGUUCUGUGUUGGCUACUGUUUUGUACUACCUUGGUUCUAAAUUACAAUUCAUUUUGACUUUUCUAGAUACA